AUGGCUCCCAAGCUCAAGACCCCCUCAACGCCACCCGCCCCGCCACCGAACCAGCAGCUCGGGACGGUGCUCGUGACGGGCGGCUGUGGCUUCUUGGGCUUCUACAUCGUCGGCCAUCUCCUCGGCAACCCGAACUGCGGGCCCGUGUGCAUCAUCGACCGGGAUGUGACGCGCAAUGCCCACGACAGCCCUAAGGCGGAGUACAUUGCCUGCAACAUCACCGACGCAGACACGGUGGGCGAUAUCCUGGACCGCGUGCGCCCGGAGGUCAUCUUCCACACCGCGAGCCCCAAUGCCACCUACGGGAAGCGCGGCGACUUCUACACGACUAACGUGACUGGGACGAGGACGCUGCUCCGCCUGGCCAAGGAGAGGCCCUUCGUCAAGGUGCUGGUGUACACGUCCUCCAACUCGGUCUACGCCACCGGCACGCACAAGAAGGUCUGGGAGUCGGAUCCCACCUGGUGCGGCCGGCCCGCGCCGUGGAAGUGCGUGCUCGAGUACGCCUGGACCAAGGGGACCGCCCACAACAUGGUGCUCGACGCCAACGAGAGCUGGCGCAAGGGCGGGCUCAAGACCUGCGUCGUCGUGCCGGCCAACAUCUACGGCGUCCGCGACGGCCAGGCGCUCGCGCUCAUGUUCGACCUCUUCCUGGAUAUGCGUAGGCCCCUCUUCCGGGUCGGUAGCGGCAAGAACAUGGCCAGCUUCGUCGAGGCCGGCAACUGCGCCGACCUGCACGUCCUCGCCGCCAUGGCCUUGCUCGAGGGUCGGGACGGGGUCGGGGGCGAGGCCUUCAAUGCUGCGGACGGGGAGGACGUGCUGCUGUGGUGGCACACGGCCAUUACCUGCGCUGCCAUCCGAGGUCAGCCGCGCGGUGCUGGCAAUGCCAGGGUCAGGCAUGUCCCGGCGUGGAUGAUGUGCGUCGCCGUUUAUUUUGUCUGGUGGGUGAUGCGCAUCUUCACCUUCGGUCUCAAGGAGCCGCCGCCGGCGUUCAGUGUGGAGGGUUACGAGUGGUGUACGCAGGAACAUACGUUGGACAUUCGGAAGGCGAGGCGAGUCUUGGGAUACGCGCCAAAGUCUGGUGCGCAGUGGCACGAGGACGUGGUCAGGGACGCGGUCGAUUGGGAGAGAGAACGCCGGCGGAGAGCUAAGCUGAGGGAAAUGGCGGGCUAG
Molecule: messenger RNA, 1173 nt
Organism: Diaporthe citri
Lineage: Eukaryota; Fungi; Ascomycota; Sordariomycetes; Diaporthales; Diaporthaceae
Exons: 1
Coding region: 1-1173 (390 amino acids)
Biological process (GO): steroid biosynthetic process
Molecular function (GO): 3-beta-hydroxy-Delta5-steroid dehydrogenase (NAD+) activity
Source: RefSeq, a predicted model, not a curated record